This is a messenger RNA of Oreochromis niloticus (Nile tilapia), 1600 nucleotides long. RefSeq lists its product as uncharacterized. NCBI's taxonomy places the organism in Eukaryota, Metazoa, Chordata, Actinopteri, Cichliformes, Cichlidae. Bases 198 to 1394 code for a protein of 398 amino acids. The record is from RefSeq and is a predicted model, not a curated record. The transcript is spliced from 11 exons.
GUUUGCCAUCGCAGUCCAAGCAAAUGAACUCUGAAGAGAGUUAUUUAUCUUGGUAGGCCCCUGGGCUUCUGCCCAGGUAAACCCGUGGAUCAAUUAAUAGUUUGCUCUGCCGGGCCGAUUUUCCAUGUGCUUCUGCUGGUUACACCGUGGUGGAUGCCUGCCGUGUUGCUGCUUGGAGUAUUUUACACAAACUUAAAAUGCUGGUCCAGGUUCGAUACUGCCAACAGCAGAAGUAUGUGAAGUUGGAAGAGGUUGAUGGGCGGUUUGAGUUUAUGCAGUUUCAUGAAAAAGUCAUUGAGAGAUUUUGCCUGCCACCUGAUGCAAAAGUAGUGUACAAAGAUGCAACAGGGACAGAAGUUGAUGAAGUGAUUUUCAGUGACCUUAUCAGCCAAGGCACUGUGGCCCUAACAGUUUUCUCAAGUGAUGAAUUUUCUGAUUGCUUCUUGUCUUCUGCAUCUGAUUGUUCUGACUCAAGCUUCAGCUCAAAUGCAAGUACAUCAACUAUACUUCUAGAUGAGGGUCCCAGGAAGAAAACAAGAGUUGAGGGUACUGUUGAUGCAGCAUCUGCUAAAAAGUUAAUUGAAGGUGUACUUGGAACCAAUUCAGGUGGUGAAGAGGUUCUCCAGGAAUAUCACACAACACAAACUCUAACAGAUGCUACCAGAAGAAAAAUGGUCAAUAUAAUAGUGGCUCACAUGAUUGAUUGCCAUGGGCACCUCCCCACCAAAGCUGUUAGAGAACAGUACGCGCUAGGCAUAGUGACAUUGUUUCCAUCCCUGAAAGACCCAUACUCCAAGAAAGGCUAUGAACACUUCUAUGAUGCUGCAAGCAGCACUGGAUACAUUUCUUGGCGUUUGAAAACGAUACAGAGAAAGACUAGAAGAGGAUCUGCACCACCAAGUAGCUCCACUGGCUUUGCUCAAGAAGGAGGGGGCCCAAAUUCCCAAAGGCCCAUUAAUGUCGACAUGCAGCUUGAUGGAGAUGCUUGCCAGGAGGCCAUCUCUUUGCUGAACCAUACAUCCGACACUUCCUUGAUUUUCCAGAAGAUGAGAGAGACCUUUCAGCAUCGUCAGAAGCUCAUCAAUGAUCCUGACAAAAGUCUUGAUAUCCUGUCUAUCUUCCCAAGAUUCUUGGAUACAAAAGGAUUGGUGAAUCAAGACUUCACUCUCCUGUUUGAUGAUGAGAUAUCUACCAGGCUGCUUCAGAAAUGGGAUCCAAUCUUUAGGUAUCAAAUCAUCAAAGAGGCCAAGCAGCUCACCUCAACAGUAGAGUUGCGUCAAUUGGUGCAGUCAGCAGAGAGUCCACCAGGAAGUGAUCUUGAUGAGGCAGCAACCUUUGACCAAGACAUGGCCUCCCUGUUGUUACUGUUACAUCUCCUUCCGCCACCUCUUUGAGGACCAAAGUAUCAAAAAAUCAGCGCCUCUGAUGCUGUUGAGAGACUUGUAGUCUUUCAUAAGUCUUGCUGCAGUUUGGAAGAGCAUCUCCAGAAUCAGCAGAGUCAGCAGCCAUACCUCCUGGCUGUUGGGCGCCAGAAGAGGAAGGUCGACAGCUUCUAUGUUGCCAUAGACAAGCGUCUCAUCCCCUGCCAGGCCAGCCGCUC